This is a messenger RNA of Paramuricea clavata, 7851 nucleotides long. Lineage: Eukaryota; Metazoa; Cnidaria; Anthozoa; Malacalcyonacea; Plexauridae. The record is from the annotation of a GenBank genome assembly.
AAUCCAUUGUCAUUGACGUAAAUCAGCACAGCUGGUGUUUCAAUAUAAAUACACUUUCUUUACGAAAAUUUUGUCAUUUGAAGUCAAUCCGAGGAAGAGUGAGGAACAUUUUACAACAGCAGCGCAAAUAAAAAUGAGGGUGUUGGGAACAGUUCUAGCUUUGAUUUUUGUUACAACGCUUUGUGCAGUAAGUACAUAAAUAAUUUUGAAACCAGUCUAACGUAUGUCUAACUUGUUACUAAAUAAAGCAAACUGACCAUAUUAAAGUAAAAUAGAUUUUUUAGUUCAGGCGGCCGUAUACGUCUUUUUGUUUACCAUACAGCGCGGUAUAGCUAUGUAAUAAAACGACAUCAAAGAAGUAUAGGCACGCAAUCAAAUAUCAAAUUUAAGUGAAUUUCGUUGAAUCUAUAUAUUAAAUUUCCCAGGGCCUUUUGCUGGUUUAUCUAUAGUUUUUGCGAUUAAAAAAACAAUAAAUUGAAAUAUAUAAUAUUUUUAACGCAAACUCUAUAUAAAAUACUGACCGUGGUCGUGGAUGUCACAGUUUAUGAAAUGGAAUCAAAUUUUUCUGCUGAGCCUAUGCUUAUCAGGGCAUGCCUGUAACCUGUGUGACUGAGAUUUGAUUUUUUUACGUAUCCUUUUACUGUUCUAAAUUGUUCUAAAUAAUAUUUGCGAUUAAAGCCAAUAAAUUAAAAUAUUUUUUGUUGACGUAAGGUAACUACGCAGGAGAAAUUGUGGGCAUUAUUUAGAGAGCAAAGCUGAAGUAUAAUACAUCCUAUUAUCUUGCAUUCAUAAAUGUCUUGUACGCUUGACGUUUCCAUCAGUGGCUUGUUUGUAGCGAUGCAAUUAUAGAUGACUUAUUUGAUGGUUAAACCCCCAUUUAUAAGAAUUUUCAGCUUCUCGGGCUAAACGGGGCGACUGAACAACCGAAAUAUUUCAGUGUUUAUAUGUUUUCCUCGAUUGACCAUUUGACCUUUGCGCAAAAAGAAGUUUAAUACGGCAACUGCAACUCCCUCGAAAGUCGAAACGUCGAAGUUCUGCUAACAUAUUUUUCAGAUAAUUGUAUCUCUCUCGAUCCGCAUCUGCCUUAAGAUUAUCAUUUCUAUAUUGCACAAACUUUACAUGUGGAUGCUGUAUAUAAUACUAAUAAUUAUAAUAACUUUAUUCAUAACAAAAUACCAAUAUACUGCAUGCAUGGUAUAUAAUGAGUACAUAACAUAUUAACAUUGAAUAAAAAAUAUUAAAUCACAUGCAAAAUCGUUGACUAGUAUACUAUAACUGGACAGGAUAUUUAAAAUACCGAAUUAUUUUAUGGAUGUUCAACGUUAGUCAGUACAUCAAAGCAAUAUUUAGCUACCAAAUUAUUGAUGGAUUUGGUUUUCAUUGCAAGAAUAUAUAUAAAUAAAUCGUGAUUAUUAAAAUAACUAAAUGAGUGGUUUAUCUGGUUAAGCUUAUAUAUAAAAACGUCCCUGAUAUUAAUACAUUUUGCAUUAUUGCACUGCAUUAAAUAAUGUUGUUCGUUUCCUACCUCGUUUAAAUUGCAAUGCUGACAUAUUCUUUCAUCAUAUGGAACAUUGCGAUAUCGACCUGUUUCAACAGGUAAUCUAUGCACCGAAAUACUGAGCUUUGUAAUAGCUUGGCGAUGCUUAAUGUUGCCAAUUUCAGCAAUAUAUUUUUCAAAUUCGAAAUUUAUUUUUAAUCUUUUGAAUGUCCUUAGUUUGCCUUGAUUUCCGCUUUGUUGAAUAUUGUCUUUCCAGUAAUCGACAAAGCGCUCUUUUAAAAUAUUUUUCAAACAAUGGCAAAAGUUUUCUAGUUCUUUUUGAGGUAUAAUGAAAUUUUUAAGGCUAUUCACUUUUAUUUUGCAUAGUUCCAGCAAAUAUUUAGUAAAGGAAGUUGGUUGCAAGUUUAGAUCCAUACAGAUUUUUCCUGCUUCACCAACCAGAGUAUCCUAUAUACUGAUCAAAUGCGCUUUACAUCAUGCAAGUUCACACUUAUACCAGUAAUUACAUAUAUACUUAGCCUAUAGACUAUUUUAUCUUUGCAACAAUUGUGAUAUUAAUUUCUUAACUGUGUUCAUCCUGACCCACCCUGCAACUUUCUCUGUGGGAGGAAACCAUGCAUGUAUGACUUUCGGCAAAGCGUUGACUGACUGCCUGUAUUCACAUGAGUCCGUAGCGAGAAUCGAACCCUGGAUUGCGCUUUCUCUGACGACUUUGCCGCCGAAUUCCGCUUAUAUAAGUCUUAUCAAUGAAGAUAAUUAUCUAAAUCUUAAUUUAAACACACCAGGUGAAUCCAUACGCUUAUGGCCCUUGCACGAAUCAUAAUAGAGGGGAAAUAAUUGUUGUUAAAGAUCGCAUUAGCGACAAAAUAAUGGUCUGCGUUCGUCAACGUGCAUGGAAAUAUCAAUGGCAGGUGAUCAAUGGUACUAACAUUGUCAACACGCAGCCUCUGCCGCAUAUUAUUGGCACUUGUGAAGGUAUGGUGUUUAUGAAUAUAUAUUCAUGUUCCUUAUGAAUCUGCAUUCUAAAAAGUAAAACACCCUGGUUAAUUAAAAAUUGCCUACAUGCAUGCAGGGUUAAUCUAAAAUUAACACUGUUUGGGGUAACUUCAUGUUCGUGGUUAAAUUUCCUAGUUAAUUUGAUCAUAGUCCUGGCUAAUUUAACCAGGAAUUUUGGUUGGUCUAACCAGGCGGUAUAGUUCAACUAACCAGACUAUGUUGGGUGGAUUAUUCAACAAAAAUUCAUGGUUUAUAAUCCACCUAACAUAAUCUGGAUAAUUCAACCGUAUACGGUAUAUAUAGCCUGGUUAAAUUAACCAGGAUUCCUGGUUGAGUUAACCAGGCUAUGAUCAAAUUAACCAGGAUUCCUGGUUAAGUUAACCAGGCUAUGAUCAAAUUAACCAGGAUUCCUGGCCAAAAUUAAGUUACCCCAAACAGGAUUAGCUUUAGAUUCACCAGGAUAUUUUAACUGUUUAUUCUAUUGUCCAGAGCGAACAAGCUCAUGCAGUCAAUAAGUUGUUUAUUAUAUAUGGCUAAAACAAGAGCAUUCUUCGAAAUUAGUCUCGUAUAUGGACUAAUAUCUUACAGUCCUAAAGCUUAAUCAAGGCCACUUUGAACUUACAAUGUAAGGCUUACUUUGUUAUAAAUAAGUCAUUAAAGAAAAAGUGCGCAGAUUAAUGCUAUGCAACAUGGCCACUUUUCUGUGCCAUUGAUGGUCGUGAAUAAAAUUUAAUUAAUAAUUAAAAGGGCUCAGCCCACUAGCGUGUAAUCUUGCGUCCUUCUGUUACUGAUCUUUAUUCUGUGUCGAUAUCGAGCUGCCGACCGCGCUGGGGCUUGGUCUCUACAGCGAAUAGUUAUUCACCGAACAUUGAAAAUUAUUCGGGGCUUAUUGACCAAUCACAAACCGAGAAUAAAGUUCGAAUGUAUAAUAAUAAUAAUUAUUACAGUUUUACUCUGAACCCAUUUGGUGUUUUACUAAAUAUUUUCUAUUUGACCUUUCCCCUUAUAUCCAAAAUUUUGAUCUAGGCAAGUCUAGACAAAUAUUUCAUCACAGCUUGAAAGAGCAUCACAAAAUUAGUAAUAUUCCAAAGUUUCGUUGCGAAAUGUUGUAAAAUGAGGAAAAUAGAGCCUUGCGAAGUUUGCAAUUUUCAGUCAUUUUGCAUUAUAAACGGGAAAUUGCAGCCCCAACACCCGAAUCGGAUGUCAAUUUCCCGUUUGUAAUACAAAAUGACUGAAAAACGGCAAACUUCGCAAGGCUAUAUUAUCCGCAUUUUACAAGAUUUUGCAACAAAACUUUGGAAUAUUACUAAUUUUGUGAUGCUCUUUCAAGCUGUCAUGAAAUUUUUGUCUGGAUCGAAAUUUUAGUUUAUAUAAGGGGAAAGGUCCAUUGGCUGAUGCCGCUCUUUUUGUUUUUAAAGACGUUAAAGUGCAGGCAUAUGAUACAUAUGAAUCAUGCAAACAAAUAUUGACAAGUGAAAGGUAAAAUGAGGGUCGCAUGUUCUUUAUACUUUAUCAACUUUUUGGGUUUCCAAUGAAAUUUCCAACUGACGUUUUCUGCAUGAGUUAUAUAAGGCAAAAACUAAGUUAGAAAAUAUUUCGUUUAUCUUACAGCAACAAGGGAAGUGGUGUUUACCAAAUCAGUGUUGGGAACAAUAAAUUUACCGACGUGUAUUGUCAAAUGACGUCAGUCUCAGGAUGCCAAGGUGGUGGUUGGACAAUGGCGAUGAAGAUUAACGGACGCUCGGUAAGCUUUCGUGCAGAUUUAAAGACCAUGAUUGAUGUAAAGUCCGUUCUGCGCAGGCUUACAUUCCAAUGGUCAGGACCCGACCGUUGGAAUGUUAUUAAUAUUUCGUAUCUUUUGAACUUUCUUGAAUUGAAUCUCUAGUCUGUAUUCAUUGACAAGCAUAGAGAACCAGAAGAGUGUUAAAAAUUCAGUAUAAUAUAUAUCUAAUCAUAUUUUACAACAGUAGCAUUGACUUCAAAAUGUAAAUAUAGCGUUUGUUUACAUUACGGACUUUACAUGGUCUUUAAUGAUUUAAUGCCUCAGUUAAUUAAAGGGUAAUGGCAAUAAAAAUUUUAUUGCUUUAUCUGAAAGAGCAUGAAAAAAUAAGUCGAUUGGCCGUUUACUGCUCUAUUCUAUCUCAUCUGGUUCCGAAGUUAUACGCAAAAAUGUGCAAAAUAUAAAUUGCUGAUUCAGCACAACGUGUGACGUCAUUGGUAGGGUAAGUAUGUUUAAUGAAUAGUAAACUGAAGCAUAGCUCAGUUAUUAUUGGCUCAAAUCAAAUGACAUUUUACAUACAGAUAGUACAUGAUGAGACGCAUGGGAAAAUACUUCUAAUUUUGUUGUCAAGGCAACGCAGUCGUUCCCAGGCCCCUUACACUGAUUUUGAAUAACUAGUUGCAUUUAUCUAUGUGUAUGUCAUUUUCGAAUUAUUAUCAUGGAAGUAAACUUUUGGCAUGCAUAGGUAUGGUACCAUAGAAAUAUUAGACCAAUAUUAUGUCUAUUAUUUCUAUGUAUGGUACACAUACUUCUGACAUUAUUUUAUUCUUAUAAGUACCAUGAAUAAAGCUGUUUUAUAAAAUUGGCGCAAGGGGCCUGGGAACGACAUUGUUACCUUGGCAACAAAAUUAGAAGUGUUUUUCAAUGCGUCUCAUCAUGUACAAUCAGUAUCCAAAAUUUCAUUUGAUUUGGGCCCAUAAUAACUGAGCUAUGCUUCAGUUUAGUAUUCAUUAAACAUACUUACCCUACCAAUGACGUCACACGUUGUGCUGAAUCAACAAUUUAUAUUUUGCACAUUUUUGCGUAUAACUUCGGAACUAGAUGAGAUAGAAUAGAGCAGUAAACGGCCAAUCGGCUUAUUUUUUCAUGCUCUUUCAGAUAAAGCAAUAAAAUUUUUUAUUGCCAUUAGAAUUGGGUUAGGGUGAGCAUCAAUUAAUUAUAAGGUCAGGUUUAGGUAGGAUUAGGAUCAGAUUUAGGAUUAAUUUAAUGUGAGAUGAAGGAUUAAAGUCAGUUUUAGGGUGAUUUUAACGCAUUUGUUUUUAUAGAGUACUUUCAAAUACAGUUCCGAUUAUUGGACGAAGAAAAACACUCACAAUGACGAUGCCUAUGGACGAAACGGCGGUUUAGACAACCGAGAAUAUAAAGGAUCGUCUUAUUGGAGAACCUCAUUUAAAGAAAUAUGUGUUGGUAUGAAAUAUGGUGGUCGUUUAAGAGCCUUCUCUUUCUCGUACAAGGCAUCAUCGCUGUAUGAUCUGAUCGCAGACGGAAACCAUCGACACACUCACGUUGGUCGCGCGCAGUGGAAAUCAUUGAUCAGUGGAUCAUCCUUACAGCAUAACUGCAACCGAGAGGGAUUUAACUUGCGAGGUGAUUCAACGCUGUCUAAAUUUAAAGUAACUGUAAAAGUUCGGUUGGGCAUUAUUGCAAACCAGCAAAAUGAUUGCAGUACGCCCGACUCUUACGUUGGCCUGGGAGCUGAAGGUGGUUGGAAUUAUCCCGUCGAUUCAAACUGGUGUCAGCCGCCAGACAAAUCUCUCAACUCGGCGGGUAAUCUUGCCCAGUGUAGUCCAGACAACGGAAACAAGAAUACCAAAGCCAUGGCAUACAUACUGGUUCGUUAAUAAAUAAAUAACUCAGUGUCGGUCCGAUUUAUACCAGAGAUGUAUACUGAUGCGUCGAAACCCAUCUGUCUAACGAAUCACUCAGUUUAAUUAAGGCCCAUCUUCACUCAAGAAAAAUUUCCACGGCCAGAAAAGUUUCAAAAAAUAUCAUUUUUAAAAGUUGAAAAUUCUUCAAAAUUUUUUUCCGACGGAAAACUUGUGUCGGCCAAUCACAUUUUAAAAAACUUUCUUUCUGCGGAAAAUGUUUCCUGAGUGAAAAUGGGCCUUUAAGGCUAUAUUGCAUGUAACUUUUUUUUGCUGCAAUUUGCAAUGAAGUUUCCAUGCAUGUUAACUAAAAAAUAAUUGCAGAGAAAUUGUAAGCUCAUGGCUUACAGUUUAUUCUGCUGAUAUUUUCAUAUAUUUCUUUUAUUUUUCAUCCCUUGAUGGUUUUGUGAACAAAUCAUGCCUGAUAUUCUCCUGAUAGCUUGUCUGAUGCCGUCGAAAUAUCCAGAACUAUCUUAAUUUUUUCUGCUCCGCGCAAAAAUUGGUCCAAACGCAUUGGCCGUCUCUAGCAUAAAUCGGGUCAUUCACAUUUAAGAUUCAUUUAACAUAAUCACAAUAUGGCUAAUUAUAGUAUAGUAUAGUAUAGUAUAGUAAAGGAACUAGAUUAAAUCUUCAAUGUUAUAAUCACCAAGGGUGGGUUGACUACAAAAUUUUUGUAGUUCGCUAUAACUACAGCUACUUCAAAAAUAUGUAGUCAGCUACAACUACUGCUACUUUUGAACAAAGGUAGUUCGCUACUGACUACAGCUACUGCUUUAAAAAUGUAGCAACUAUUUCGCUAUUUCGCUACUCUAUAAUUUUAGUUUUACUGUAUUUGGAGCAUCUACUAACUCAAGCUGAAAUGUAACCUAUAACAAAUCGACUUACGAGUAGCAACAGUAAACACAAAGCGACAUUUUUGGUAAGCACUAUAGUGUUCAGAAGUGCAAAUGGACAAUUGAGUAUUGAUUUUAAGCAAACCGUGUCUAUAUCAUGCUAUUCUAUAUCAAGUUGCAAACAAUUUUAAAAAGUAGCGAAUAGCGAUUCGCUGUUUGAAAAGUAGUCAACUACUUGGCUACUUUUAGGCAAAAUGUAGUUCGCUAUAACUACAGCUACUGUUUUAAAAAAGUAGUCAAAAACUACUGCUACUUGAAAAUUGUAGUUCGCUACAGUAGCGAACUACAACUACUUCGCUACUAUACCCACCCUUGAUAAUCACAUAGUGGUAAUAGCACGAUAUUAAUUUUACUUUAAGUUGAUGAUUAUCAUAUACUUGCUUUAUUUUAAAUUAAUCAACAUAUUUCAAUUAUCAGAAUUGCAUGGUUAAAAACUUUGCAUUGCGAAAUGCAGUCAAGGGUUGGUACUUUAUGUAAUCUAAAUUCAAGUGUAAGAACAUGUAAUCCAAAUGAUGUAAUCUUAAUUAAACCAAUUUGUCGAUCAACUAGUGUGCUGAAAUUAUUAUAAGUACAAUCUGCAGACAUGCAUGUUUCGGCGUUGGUACACGUCUAGAUCAUGAUACAUGAGCGUGCUCUCACCAAGUGCAUGUGCAUGGUACAACACGAAGGCAUCGACGCAUCUAAACAUGCGCAGAGUGUAUAAAUAGGGCCAGAGUGCUCAAACGACCACAAGGGAAGUGAUCAUAUAUAAAACGCUGGGUUUCUGGUUUCUCGACUCUACUUAGCUUUUGGUGAUUAAUUUCAAUACAUAAAAACUAU